Grammomys surdaster is the source of this 831-nucleotide messenger RNA. RefSeq names its product protein eyes shut-like. Gene Ontology annotation, cellular component: nucleus. The coding region runs from base 1 to 831 and encodes 276 amino acids. NCBI's taxonomy places the organism in Eukaryota, Metazoa, Chordata, Mammalia, Rodentia, Muridae. The transcript has 2 exons. The record is from RefSeq and is a predicted model, not a curated record.
AUGGCCACAAAGUCACCCCCAGAGAAGGUGCUGAAGGCACAUAGAGACACUGUCAGGUCCCAAGGUAAAUCUCCCGCUGCUUCGGUUCUCCCAGGCCGCAGUGGCACCUCAGAGGCUGGCCAGGACCUCAGAGCUGAAAUGACAGCAGCCGACGCCAUCUUCAUGACUGGUGAAAACCUGGGGCUAUUUUCUGUGCCUGAGAAUCAGCAUUUCGAUCCUGAGGGUAGCCGUGGCCCAAACAUUGAACUUGGACGUGUUAGGCCCAAGACGAGAAGCCAGAGAGAGGUAGGCCGCAUUGCAUCAAGGCUCGGCUCUGACCACCAACGAAGCCAUAAAAUAAAGAUGGAGCUGAACCUGGAGCCGGAGCCGAAGCCAGAAUCAGAGCCAGAGCCAGAGGAGGAAGAGGCAGAGCCCGAACCCGGUCCAAGUAGCCAGGCACAAGCAAGGCUUUCCACCUCAAGGCCUGCAGUUCCAAGGAGAUCCUUGCUAGCAACCACAAGCUCUCCUCCAAGGCGCCCAGUCCGUAUGCGGGCCUCUUCCCCUUCUCCUCCUGGUAGGCUCUAUCCUUUCCCUGGGCAGUAUAAUGAAGGUGCCAGUUCUUCCUCCUCAUUCACCAACGAGGAUGUCUCCUGUGUUUCAGGUUCCCCUUCUUUCCCCAAUAAGUCACCGGAACGGGGCUCCUCAUCUCCACUAGGUGACUUAAGCUCUGUCUCUGGUCCUAGUCCUGACACCCUUUGGCGUGCCUUGAUACCUGACCUGGAUAACCUUGAUUCUUCCUCUUCUGGAGAGUCAGAGGAAGAAAUAGAGAUUGCCCCUCACACUCCUGCAUAG